This is a messenger RNA of Gopherus evgoodei (Goodes thornscrub tortoise), 385 nucleotides long. RefSeq names its product ATP synthase F1 subunit epsilon (gene ATP5F1E). The transcript has 3 exons. NCBI's taxonomy places the organism in Eukaryota, Metazoa, Chordata, Testudines, Testudinidae. Gene Ontology annotation, cellular component: mitochondrial inner membrane. Gene Ontology annotation, biological process: proton motive force-driven mitochondrial ATP synthesis. Gene Ontology annotation, molecular function: proton-transporting ATP synthase activity, rotational mechanism. Bases 68 to 223 code for a protein of 51 amino acids. The record is from RefSeq and is a predicted model, not a curated record.
GGCGGGCGCUUCGGCCUUGUUGCGGUGCGCGCUGACCUUGGCGCCUGGGGGUCCCGGAACCGCAGCCAUGGUGGCGUACUGGAGACAGGCCGGGCUCAGCUACAUCCGCUAUUCCCAGAUCUGUGCCAGUGCUGUCAGAGCAGCGAUGAAACCACAAUACAAAGCUGAGGCAGAAAAAGCUGCUGUGGCCACAAUAAAAAUAGUGAAACCUAAAAAGGAGUAAGAUGAUUGUCCCCGUGAUGAAGUGUAUGGACAAAAUAUCAAGUGAAGACAAGGUCAUGGGUCUGAAGAUGUGCAGUGUAGUCUCUUCAUGUUAGCUAUAAAAUCUUCCUGCAUGUGUAAGUCAACAUGCUAAUAAACAGCUUCUAGUUCACCAUGACCAUAA